Messenger RNA from Stegodyphus dumicola, 1238 nucleotides. Its product is annotated as sulfotransferase ssu-1-like. The record is from RefSeq and is a predicted model, not a curated record. Gene Ontology annotation, molecular function: sulfotransferase activity. NCBI's taxonomy places the organism in Eukaryota, Metazoa, Arthropoda, Arachnida, Araneae, Eresidae.
UGGUUUCAGCGAUAAUAAUUUACGCAUGCGCAACUGUUUUGAUGUAAUAAAAACGAAGCAUUAUAUGCACAUAUAUAUAAAUAGUCACAUGGUGACAGAGCGAGUACCAAACCAUCAAAUUUCGUAAUAGUAACCUGCAGAGAGAAUAUUUACGUAUCUGAAUCAUGAAGAUCAAGAAGAUACCGAAGUACAUAGAAGUUGAUGGUUAUAGAUAUUGUCAAUGCUUCGUGCCCGAUAUUAUAAGAGCCGCAAUUGAUUAUAAACCCACUGAAAAAGAUGUUUUUGUUGCAACAUAUCCAAAAUGUGGAACAACAUGGAUGAUUCAAACAGUAAUGCUAAUUCUCAACAAAGGUCAAGUUCCUGACACAAUUGAGAAAUAUUUUGCAUCUUGUCCUUUUCUCGAAAUGCUUGGCCCAGAGGAGAUUAAGAACAUGCCAGGGCCAGGAUGCAUCAAAAUUCACUUUCCUUUUGACUUAACACCAUACUCACCAGAUGCUAAAUAUGUCUAUGUUGCAAGAAACCCAAAAGAUUGCUGCAUUUCUUUCUAUCAUCACACCAGGCUCUUCCCUGCUUACAAGUUUAGUGACGGCACAUUUAAUGAUUUCUUUGAUCUGUUCAUAGAAGGCAAAACAGACUUCAAUGAUUAUUUUGAUAAUUUACUUUCAUGGUACGAACAUCAAAAUGACAGAAACGUAUUUUUUGUAACAUUUGAAGAAAUGAAAAAAGACCCAAAGUCCAUCAUUAAAAAACUGGCAGAGUUUCUCGGAGAAGAAUAUUCUUCUGCUCUGGCAGAUAAUGAAGAACUGUUGGAAGAAAUUGUCCACAAAAGCAGUUUUGAAUACAUGAAGAAGACAACAAACAAUCUUUUCACACAGAUGCUUGAACAUUGUGAAGAAUAUGCAGACAAUCCUAAGGCUCCACGUGGAUUCCGAGCAUGGGCAAAAUAUAACGCCCUUGCCAUAAAAGAUGGACAUGGUUUUGACGGAAGUUUUGUAAGAAGUGGUGGAGUAGGAAACUGGAAACUAGAGCUUUCACCAGAACAAGAAGAAAGAUUAAACAAAAGAAUCCUGGAAAAAACACGAGGUUCAGAUGUUAUGCAGUUAUGGAGUGACUUGAAAUAAACUUUUUUUUAUAUAAAAUGAAAGAAUUCACUAAACAAAGACUUCAAUUCAAUCUUCAAAAACAAUUAAAUGUAUAGUUCAGUUCUAACAGAGUUUAUAAAAGUAUUGCUAAAAAAA